AUGGCGCAGUCGAAUGAAGAACCCGUAUCCCUAAACAUUAAGCCUCCUGAAGCCUUUUCCUUCAAUCCUCACGACUGGAAGACAUGGAAGACUCGUUUUGAGAGACACCCCAAACUGUUUGAAGGCUUAGGUUCCAUUGAUGUCAAAUACAAAGUAGAACUGAAAAAUAACGCCAAUCCAUUUGCAAUCAACACGCCUCGUCGGAUUCCUCUUCCUCUUUGGGAAUCUACUAAAGAAGAGCUUGAAAGAAUGGUGUCAAUGGGGGUGAUCGCUGAGGUACACCAUGCCACAGACUGGUGCUCUCCAAUGGUUGUUGUGCCAAAGAAGGACUCUAACAAAUUUAAAGACUACAUUGUGGGCAAGCACAUCACGCUAGAAACAGAUCACAAACCUUUGGUAAGUAUUUUGACUACUAAAGAGAUCAAUGAUAUGACUCCCCGUCUUCAAAGACUAAGACUUCGUCUGAUGAGAUAUUCCUACAAUGUGACAUACACUCCUGGCAAACAUUUAGCCACUGCUGAUUGUCUCUCAAGAAGUCCUGUAGCAGCUAAUGAGAGUUAUGAUUUAGAUGAGGAAGUUGAACUGGCCAUCCACACAGUAACAAGAAACAUUGCCUAUGUAACUGACAUGGUUCUUGAUAGAAUUGCAUCGGCACAGCGGGCUAGCUCAGAACUCAGGGUAAUUAAAUCUUACUGCUCAACUGAAUGGCCUGAUAAAACUAAGAUUCCCGAUAAUCUUAAGCCAUACUUCACAGUUCGGGAUGAAAUCUCUUUUUGUGACGGACUAUUGCUUAGAGGAGAACGUCUCAUAAUCCCGACAACUCUUAGACAAGAAAUGUUGACAAGAAUACAUACAGGCCAUCUAGGCAUAACGAAAUGUCGACUUAGAGCCAACAAUAGUAUGUGGUGGCCAGGAAUGUCACUUGACAUUGAGAAAUUUGUUAAUGAUUGUCCCAAAUGUACUGAACAUAGAACACAACAUCAUGAACCCCUUUUGCCCAGUGAGCUUCCAUCUCGUCCUUGGGAAAAGGCAGCGAUUGAUCUCUUUAAACUUGAAGGAACAUGGUUCGUAGUAAUCACUGACUGUUUUUCACGUUAUUUUGAAAUAGCUACAUUAAAGAACCUGUCAACUGCUGAAAUAAUCGAAAAAUGCAAAUCUGUAUUCUGCCGUCACGGUAUACCAAUUGAGCUACGAUCUGAUUGUGGUACACAGUUUGCUACCAGAUACACUGGUCUUGAAAACUCUGAAUUCAAAAAGUUUGCUCAAAGCUAUAACUUUAAACUUGUGACGAGCAGUCCAAGCUACCACCAAAGUAACGGUGCAGCUGAAGCUGCAGUCAAAAUAGCGAAGAGUGUACUAAAGAAAAACAAAGACGACCCAUAUUUAGCCCUCCUAACCUACCGCAAUACACCUCUAUCCACAAGUGGAUACAGUCCUGCUCAGCUAAUAUACAACAGAUCACUGCGAGAUAACCUGCCUGUUUUACCUAAAAAACUUGAAAUCAAACCCGAUCUCUCUCAACUAAAGGAAAAAGAAGAUACUUACAAAGCAUCUUACAAGAGAAACUACGAUAGGCGCUACGCUACAAAAGAACUUCCAUCGCUGCCUGUAGGUAAAAAAGUAUGGAUCCAAGACCUAAAAAGAGAGGGUAUUAUUAUCAGCUUAGGACAAGAGCCAAGGUCAUACUGGGUUAAGACAGGAAACACUACGUUGAGAAGGAAUCGACACCACCUUUUGCCUUACAAAGAUCUCGGGUAUUAA
Messenger RNA from Macrosteles quadrilineatus (aster leafhopper), 1761 nucleotides. RefSeq lists its product as uncharacterized. The transcript is spliced from 4 exons. Bases 1 to 1761 code for a protein of 586 amino acids. The record is from RefSeq and is a predicted model, not a curated record. Gene Ontology annotation, molecular function: nucleic acid binding. Gene Ontology annotation, biological process: DNA integration. Lineage: Eukaryota; Metazoa; Arthropoda; Insecta; Hemiptera; Cicadellidae.